GUUUAUUUCCCAGCAUGCUGGUGCUCGUGCAAUACAAUUGCGUUUGGAUUCGUGGGUCAGAGAUUUUUGAUGGCCCCUUGCGUGAGCACCUGAGCUGCCACAUUUUGCUGCACUCAUAUAAGAGAGCCACCCCAAUGCCUGAGCUGCCCAUCACUUGACGAUACAUCAAAGUACUGCACAUCAGCCUUACCCAGACUCAAUCAAGAAAGAGCUAUAUAGUCGCCACUCGACUUUACCAUCCCAUCACAUUAACUCAAAUUCACCACUUCAACGGGCCGAACAUCAACAACCAAAAUGGUCAACUUCCACAUCACUGAGCCUCACCCCUCUGCCAAGUCCUACCUCUACUCUGGCCGUGGAGGUGCUGGCAACGUAACCCGCGUCAAGACCUCUGAAAUCACCGACGGCCGCACGGCAACAGGCCCAGCAUCCCGCGUCAAGCUCACUCCUCCUCCUUCGACCGGCUAUUUCGCCUCCGGCCGUGGCGGCGCCGGCAACAUGCGCACCCACAAGGAGCGCGCCAUGUUCAGCUUCGAUGAGGAACUGGAGCAGCAAGAGCGUAUGCGAUCCCAGCAAGCCCCCGUCUACCACAUCGGCCGCGGCGGCGCCGGAAACCUCGUCGAUGAGAUGAAGCCCAGGAGCCAGCGCCAGGACUCUGCAUCAUCGAGCAGCUCUGUUGAGAGCGAGAAGGAUGGUGUCCGCAGGAGUCUGGAGAGGUGGAGCAGCCGUCUGUCCCGCAAGGUGUCCAACUACUAGACUCCUCGCUCCUUCUUCCCUUCACUAAUUCCUAUUACGGCAUGUCGACAUAUGGUUGAGGGCUGGUCCUGAUUCCCUCCUGCUACUCACGACAUCGCCCUUCAUCAUCAUCUUCAAACAUCCAGCAU
Messenger RNA from Macroventuria anomochaeta, 884 nucleotides. RefSeq lists its product as uncharacterized. The record is from RefSeq and is a predicted model, not a curated record. The transcript has a single exon. NCBI's taxonomy places the organism in Eukaryota, Fungi, Ascomycota, Dothideomycetes, Pleosporales, Didymellaceae. The coding region runs from base 295 to 756 and encodes 153 amino acids.